CACAGGGCGUGUUUCACUCACUCACUCACACACACACACACACACACACACACACACACACACACACACACACACACACAUUCAUACUGUGUGUUUCUCAGCUGUGUAGUUUGUGUACAUGUUGUUAGCUACUAUGCUAAGGGACUGUUCCGAUUAAGCUAACCCAGGUAAGAGGAGGAAACGCCUUUUUAUGCUGGUCGGUCUCCACCUGUGACCUGUGAGCAGAGAGCACCCGUUCACCUGAGAGUUCAAAGCAGACGAGUCAGCGAGAUGGAGGAGGAAGAGGAGGCCCGAUGCUUUCUCAAGAGUUUUGUGGAGGAGUUCCCGGCUCCUCUGGAGGAGGGCGGUGUGCUGCCUGUGAACCCGCUGAGCCGCAGAGUCUCUGAGGACGAGCUGCACGGGGAGAGUCUGGAGCUGGGCCUGAGGCUGCUGACGGCCAGGGCUUCUCCCUCAGGCCUCAGCACCCUCCUGUGUCAGGAAGCUCUGUCCCAGCUGCUGCAGGAUGAUCUCUCCCCUUUCCACUGCCCACAGGAUGCCGAGGCCAGCCAGGAGGAGGAACACAAAGUCUUGCUUCAGUCAGAACAAGUCCAGCGUCACUUCCUCAACAAGCUGAUAAAUGUUGCACUGGCGUGGCAUCAAAAACUCCCCUCCCAGCGCCCCUCCCCCUCCCGUUACCUCCACUGCUCCGUUCACGCCAUCAAGAACACGAGGAGGAAGAUGGAGGACAAACACCUGGCUUUAGCCGAGUUCAACCAGCUGUUUGGUAUCAAGGAUGGAGUGAAGCGUGCCUACUACGCUGUGUUCGACGGCCAUGGAGGGGUGGAUGCCGCCAUCUUUGCGGCCACACACCUCCAUGUUUCCCUGAGCAGACAGGAGAGCCUGCAGAGCGACGCAGCUGCAGCCUUUAGAAGUGCCUUUACACACACUGAUGACAUGUUCAGAUGCAGAGCCAAGAGAGAGCGUCUGCGGAGCGGCACUACAGGUGUGUCGGUGCUGAUCCAGGGUCAGGAGCUGACGGUGGCCUGGCUCGGAGACUCUCAGGUGAUCCUGGUCAGAAAAGGACAAACUGUAACCCUGAUGGACCCUCAUAAACCAGACAGAGAGGAUGAGAAACAGCGGAUCGAGGACCUCGGUGGCUGUGUCACCUUUAUGGGCUGCUGGCGUGUUAACGGCACGUAUGCUGUUUCCAGAGCUAUAGGUGACUUUGACCAGAAGCCUUACGUCUCUGGGGACGCAGACAGCUCCACAACCCAGCUCCACGGGGACGAGGACUACCUGCUGCUGGCCUGUGACGGCUUCUUUGAUGCGGUUUGCCCGUCAGAGGUCCCACAUCUGGUCCUCGAUGCUCUCCAGCAGCCCGUUGACCCCGAGGAGGGCGGUGAAGACGCUCCGCUGGAUCAGUCCGAUGACGCUGUUGGACUGAGAGUCGCUCGGCGGCUGGUAGGUCACGCUAAGGCUGCCGGUUCCAGUGAUAACAUCACAGUGAUGGUAGUGUUCCUGCGUCCGCCGCUCCAGCUUCUCGCUCAAAACUCCACUGCGGGAACAGCUCAAGCUACGCAGGUCUCCACCUCCCAGGAUGCACCUCAGUAGUGAAGGAAGAGGUGUGUAGCACAAACGCCACUGUGCCAAGCUACUGAUUCAUUUCUUCCAUUUUUUUUUAUGUGCUCAGGUGGUGUUAAAACAUCCUGCAGGCCUUUGAGCUCAUUGGAUACAGACACACACACACACACACACACACACACACACACACACACACACACACACACACACACACACACACAGCACAUCCAGUUUAUUUAAAAACGGUCUUAAAUGUGUUAAUGCCCCUAACUAAGAUCAAAAUCUUUGAUCCUGGUUUGAUACCACAUGCUGUAAAUGAUGUAAUAUCCAUUAUUUUUAUGUUCCAUAGUACCGAAAAGUUCCAAAGUAACAAAUGUAAAAACAGACAUCUUUAAACCCAAAUCUGAAGCCAGUGGAGAGCGAGAGAGAGACAGCACAGCGGUGGGCGAUCAAGUGAAGGAAGUGAGCACCAGUAGUAACAAACUAAGUGGUGAUACAUAGAGAAAAAAAAAAUGUUGUUUUCUGAUUAUUUCACAGCAGUUACUCUCUUAAGAUCUUAGAAACAGGCGAGAAGUCGCUCUCCCUCCUGCCCGCUGCGUCUGUCUCUCUGCUCUGCCCUCUGUGACAGACAUUACAGUUUUAUUCUCCGCUUGAUUAAGUCCCUUUGGAAUCUAAUUGAUAUGCACACGUUAACUUAAUUAGUUUCUGUUUUAGACAGAUAGAGAGCAGAGGACAGAGACAGUGAUGUCACCUGGUCCCUUUGUUUUGUAAAGGUCACGACCUGCAGACUAUUAUUGAGCUUCUCAUCACUACACUGAAAUGUUCUGAAUGAGAAUAUUCAGACAGAGCAGAAUCACUGCACACACUUCUUCUGGUUAUUAACGAUGACUCAGAGGACAUGUUUCAUUUUGGAUCUACAUUAUUUGUAGGAAAAUCAUAUUUAUUUAGCUUUUCAUUUUAAUUAACAGUAUGUCAAAUGUUGGUGAUGUGUUCAGUGAGCCUUUCUAAUGUUCAGGUUGAAAAUCCAAAAUACCUGUAUUAACCAGUUUUGGACACCCAGGAGGUCAUUUUUUGUUGCCUUGGUAUCAAAACAGGAAUCGACAUGGUUUGAUUUUUUUUACUAGUAUCGUAUCAAAAUUCAUAACUCUGUUAUUGUGACAACGCUACCCCAAACAUCUUCCCCUUAGCGGGAAAAUAACCAGCUGUUUGUGACUUUUUAGAAAGGGAAGCCACAAUUUUAACUUUAAGUCGAUUUUUUAAGGUAACCUUUUUUUACUAAUGUUAUAUCAAAUCUAAACAAACAGUUUGACUUUUUUUUAAAGCAAAACUCAGAGUGUUUAUUUAAAGGGCUACCAACAACUCAAACAGUUAACAGCUGAGGGGAUUAGUAAAGUGUCAAGUUAAACAAUUUAACUUAAGAAAAGGAGUAGGCAUGGAUAAAAGUUUAUCAACAGGUUCCUUCACAGGCUUUAGGUUUUUUUACUUUCAUCAACUCUGCAACGAAAGUGUUCUGACGAGUCUGUUACUUCAUACUAUGUGUUAUUUAUUAUCAAGCUGUAGGUCUCAUUAUGUUCUCUAAGCAUUAUCAGUAUUAUUACAUUGAUCAUACAGCAUAUCCAUCAGUUCAUGACUUUUAGUUCUUCCCUGAGGCGACCUCUUUAAUUAUUUAUCUUGCCUGUUAAUAUUUUGGGGUCUAAAUGACUGUAAAGGAUCAAAGUUCUGAAUUACUCCCCUAGUGUUGCUUCAUACAAAUAUUUUUUUAAAUUAUGAAUGAGAAGCUUUUUUUUCUUAAACCAGAAAAAGCUUUAAUGUGGCUCUCAUUUAAGCCACCACUCCAUUGACAAAUACAGUCAUCUUACCUCACAGAACACAGCGUGAGUGUUUCUUGUCUCGAUCAGACAGUUUGUGUCAUUUUGGUGAGUUCAGAUCCAACUUUAUAUUUUCAGUAUGGACUAAAACACAAUGAAAUAACUGAUCAGAGCAGCGGUAGACCAACUACGAAGGAGUAAUAGGGCCACAUUAAGGGGGAAAACAGAGAUUUGGAGUUUACGAGAUUAAAGUCAUGCAUUUACGAGAAUGAAUUUGUCAUGUUAGUCUAUAGUUAUGUCAGAAGAGCAGCCUCCUGUCGGAAAAUGAGGAACGUGGAGCAUCUUGUGAAGUUAUACUCUAGUCUAGUAGGUCUUACAAAUAAGAAGAUACUUCUUUGUGUAGCCUGUAGUAUUAACUGACCUGCUUGAAAACAGUUUGACAAGGUCUCAAAAUAUCUGAAUAGUUGUGUUGGGGCUUUACUUAUGCAGAUAUGAAACUACACAUGCUUUUGGCAUAUCAGGACCCUGAAAAUAUACCGCAAACAAAUUGGGGCUUUCCUAUUGAGAAAGAACCACACUGAAGUUGUCUCUUUUGUGGCCGAGGAAAGGCUGUAUGUUUUCUCCUUUCAUCAUGUUAGCGCAGGAGGAUGGCUGCUCUUCUGAUACAACCUUUAAGAAUUCUAAUUGUAACCAUAGUCAUAAAUCAAUUUAUGAAUUUCAUACCGUAAAAUAGCGACUUUAAUCUAGAAAUUUUAGAAAAACAAAUCUUCCAUAUUCGGUCGUAACAAACAACUCUGGCGUCUUGAGAGGUAAAUUUACAGUUUCUGCCAACGGAGUGUGGUGGCUUUGAAAAGUGAUUACACAGCAGUUUCUUGUUUCUAUUGUUGUACAAAUUAGUCAUUCAGACCCCCCAAAAAACAUGUAUUAAAAAGAGCACAUCUAAUGAAAUACCAGAAUUAAUCUGAUGCCUUUACCACUCAGUGAGUAGCCUUCAGUGAAAGCGUUCAGUGUGGAAACAUGUACAGUUUCAAAAGUGCUCACCAGCCUUAAAGAACUGAAAGCAGUUGAUUUGUAAUGCCAAGCAGUAUAACUAUACAAGUAUUUAACUCUGUGUACAGAGCAGGGAAGCACGAGGAUCGAAGCGGUAUAACCUGCCUUUAUUAAAGGAAACUGGACCUUGUCUGUUUUGGGGGUUUGGGAACAAAAGGACAAAAUGAUUUAGAGUACAGUCAGUGUUUUAAUGAUGAGGCCGUGUUGUUGUGCCAGAUGAACUCAAUAAGCUUAAUAUGCUGAGGUGAGGGAAGAUUAAUGUGGAACAUGUUUUACAGUAUUUCCGAGGUUUUCUAUUGUUACUAACAUUUCUUGAUCAUGCCUUUAUAAAAAUAUCAAGAUUUCAUCUGUACUGACAGAUUAAAAAAAAGCACUGUAAUAUUCUGUAUCGCUGAAAAGACCAUGCAGUGUGCUGUUUUAUAAAAUGUAUUAACAUUAAGUCUCACAUUUUAAUAAGCUGUAAGUUUUAAUACGUUUCUGAAAUAAAAGGACCUGAUUGGUUUGGAACAAGUUGA
Molecule: messenger RNA, 4933 nt
Organism: Labrus mixtus (cuckoo wrasse)
Lineage: Eukaryota; Metazoa; Chordata; Actinopteri; Labriformes; Labridae
Gene: ppm1f
Product: protein phosphatase, Mg2+/Mn2+ dependent, 1F
Exons: 8
Coding region: 271-1590 (439 amino acids)
Biological process (GO): protein dephosphorylation; negative regulation of protein kinase activity
Cellular component (GO): cytosol
Molecular function (GO): protein serine/threonine phosphatase activity; cation binding
Source: RefSeq, a predicted model, not a curated record